This is a messenger RNA of Somion occarium, 3000 nucleotides long. The record is from the annotation of a GenBank genome assembly. Lineage: Eukaryota; Fungi; Basidiomycota; Agaricomycetes; Polyporales; Cerrenaceae.
AGGUUUGUCAAGAGCGGUCAGAGGACAUGUCGCGGUUAAGGCCAUUCGUUGAAUUUCGUUCUGCCAUGUCGGCCAACUAUCUAUCAAGCUAUCUAUACCAAACUGGUUUCGCCGAGGAUGACCCGCUGCUUCCCCACUCACACUCCCACCUCAGUGCGGUCUUAUAAGCGUGCAUAGCCAGGUGAGCUUCGUUUCCCGCCCUGUUUCCCCCAGAACUCACAAGAACAUCAUGUCUCGCUCCUUCCUCGACGCGUCCAUUCCAGUGCUUCUCAGUAACCUCUCCACCGAUGAAAAGAUUUCAUUGCUUGGAGCUCCCAAUUGGUGGAAUACCACACCCGUCGAAAGGCUUGAAAUAACGUCCAUUCGCAUGAGUGAUGGUCCGAACGGCGUACGAGGAUCAUCCCAUUUUGUGUCGACCCCAGCACAAUGCCUCCCGUGUGCUACUUCUUUGGCAUCAACCUUCGAUGUCGACCUAAUUCAACAAGCGGGGUCCUUCCUCGCCGAGGAAGCGAAGAUCAAAUCCUCCGUCGUAUUACUCGCACCGACUUGUAAUAUUCAACGUAACCCACUUGGAGGUCGUGCAUUCGAGUCAUUCUCUGAAGAUCCUCACCUCUCCGGUAAAACAUUCGGUACACUUGCAGCGGCCUACGUCAACGGUCUGCAAUCCAAGAAUGUAGCUGCGACCAUCAAGCACUUUGUCGGUAACGACCAAGAACACGAACGUACGGCAGCCGAUUCGGUAGUGUCUGACCGUGCCCUCCGCGAGAUAUAUCUAUACCCAUUUAUGCUGGCUCAGAAGCUGGCAAAGCCUUGGGCUUUUAUGACUUCGUACGGUCGUAUUGGCGGUGUGCAUGUUGCCGAAAACCCUGUCUUCUUACAAGACAUCCUACGUAAAGAGUGGGGGUUUGACGGUAUUGUCAUGAGCGACUGGUUCGGUACAUACAGUGUUGAUCUCGCCAUCAAUGCGGGCAUGGACCUCGAAAUGCCUGGACCUCCUCGUUGGCGUACACCUCUUCUAGUAAACCACAUGCUCUCCAGCCAAAAGGUUCUUCUCUCCACCAUUGACGAACGCGUCACCACCCUCCUCACUUUCAUUCAACGUCAAGCCCGUAGAAAUCCUGAGGUUGUGUAUGGCGAUGGCAAAGAACGUACUAGAGAUACACCAGAAAUCAGGGCGUUUGCCAGGAAACUUGCUGCGGAGGGUAUGGUGCUGUUGAAGAACGACAACGGAUUUCUUCCAUUAAAGGCGAACGAGGGGGAAGAUGUGGAGGCUCCCCUGUCUGCUGCAUGGAUAUCAAAGAGAGGACAUGCCACAGUACUUCUGCCAUUGACCCCUACACCGAGUGGGCAAUCGCGGAGGAUUGCAAUUAUUGGACCAAAUGCGAAGGCUGGGGUGAUUUCUGGUGGCGGAUCGGCCGCGUUGAAGGCCAGUUACAUUGUUACGCCAUACGACGGCAUCGUGGCCAAUGCUCCGAAGGAAUUCAGUUUCGACUACGAAGUGGGUUGUUAUGCACACAAAUUCCUCCCAACUCUGGAAAAUUACCUAACAACACCCACAGGAGAACCUGGCUGGCUCUGCGAAUUCUACAACCAUGACUCUAGCGGUCAACCUACCGGUUCCUCUAUCGCCUCAUUCGUUCUUCAUGACACCCGAAUCAAACUGAACGAUUUCCUCCCUCCGGGAUUGACUGAAACGUGGACAAUCAAACUCAAUGGGGAGUUGCGAGUAGAGAAGAGUGCUGAGUAUGAGUUGGGUUUGACCGUUGCUGGACGGGCGAAGUUGUGGGUUAAUGGGAAGAUGACGAUUGAUAAUUGGACGAAACAGAGACCCGGAGAGUUUUUCUACGGACAAGGAACAGUGGAGGAGAAGGCAACCGUGACGCUAGAGUCCGAUAAGCCUGCUCAUAUAUACGUGGAAUACACUAACACGAAACCUCCCGCGGGCCCUGAGUCGGAUCUUUCUCAACCGGCAUUGAUGCGUGGAGUGCGUCUUGGAGGAUGCGAGAAGAUCGAUCCUGACAAAGCGCUCGAAGAUGCUGUAGAUCUCGCUGCUUCAUCUGACUCAGUGAUCAUCGUGGCUGGCUUGACUCCAGAGUGGGAAAGUGAAGGCUUCGAUCGGCUGACGUUGGAUAUGCCCGGACGACAGAAUGAGUUGAUUUCCAGAGUUGGGAAGGCGAAUCCCAACGCCGUGGUUUGUUUGCAAGCAGGUUCUGCCGUCUCUAUGCCUUGGGUUAACGACGUCUCUGCUAUUAUUCAAGCGUGGUACUCGGGCAACGAAGCCGGAAAUGCACUAGCUGAUGUGCUCUUCGGAAAGGUGAAUCCUAGUGGCAAGCUCCCGUUGACGCUUCCUGUACGCGAAGAAGACGCGCCGGCGUAUUUGAGUACUCGAAGUGAGAAUGGGAAGAUUCAUUAUAGGGAAGACUUGUUCGUUGGGUAUAAGUGGUAUCAGGCAAGGGAUAUCAAGCCAUUGUUCGCAUUUGGCCAUGGGUUGUCGUAUACCACCUUCUCUUUCUCCGACCUCUCGGUUUCGGAACCCUCAUCUUAUGACGCCAACCUUACUGUCAGCGUAUCGCUAGCCGUCAAUAAUACAGGCCUUGUCGAAGGCUCUGAAGUCGUUCAAGUUUACGUUAGUCUCCCAGACAUUGGCCUUAUAACGCCCAGACUACAAUUACGUGGGUUUGCCAAAGUCAAAGGCCUCCAGCCGGGUCUUUCGCAAACGGUUACUAUAACUCUCCACAAGUACGCGGUGUCAUAUUGGGACGAGGUCAAACAUAUGUGGAGAGCCAAAGUUGGGGAGUAUGGCGUUUCCGUUGGACAGAGCAGUGAUAAGAUUUUAUUGAAGGGGUCGUUUGAGUUGAAGGAGGCGUUCGAGUGGAGCGGUCUGUAAAAUUUAUGAUAUGUGCUUUGAACACAUGUAAUUGUACAACAACCUGAAGUGUAGACCCGACGUGCAAUAUACUGUAUCUGUGGACAUGUCUUGAACAGGUCGAACGAUGGCCU